AUGGCUCGUUAUAUCCUUACCGGCACUAGUGGCCGUCUGGGCUCUCGAGUCCUCCGUCAAAUUCUGGAAAAGAAGCUGAUCCCGCCAAAGGAUCUGAUCAUCUCGGCGUCAAGCCCGGACCGUGCCCCGGCGAUUGCAAAAGAGUACGGUGUCGAGGUCCGUCGAGGCGACUACACGGACACGGCGUCCCUCAGGUCUGCCUUUACGGGAGGCGACGUGCUGUUCCUCGUCUCUCACAACGACCCCGGCGUCGAACGGGUCGAAUAUCACAAGAACGCGAUCGAAACGGCGCGGGCAGUUGGUGUCAAGACAAUCAUCUACACCAGCAUGAUGUUCGGCGGCGAGACAGGGUUGGACAGCGUCAUCGGGAUCCAGCAGGGCCAUAUUCACACAACCAAGUACCUGGAGGAGUGUGGGGUGGAGUACGUGAUCCUCCGCGAGGGACUGUACGCGCAGGUUUGGGGGUACUACGCCGGGCCGCCCGUGUCUGGGGUGUUUAAGAAGGGCGACACCCAGCCGCUGGAAUGGGUCGUGCCCAACGACUCGUCCAUCGCCUGGGUCGACAUUGACGACCUCGCCGAGGGCAACGCCCUGGUCCUCGUCGACUACACCAAAUAUAUCGGGCAAACGCUGCGGCUGACGGGGCCGCGAUCCACGCCCGUGAGCGAGAUCGCCAAGCUCGUCAAACAGCGCACGGGCCGCAAGGUGAACCUCCGCUUCGUGGGCAAGGAUGAAGCCGUCAGGUAUCACAAGGAGCACGGGAGCGUGCCCCGCGAGGCUCUCGGCUGGCUCGAGGACAACUGGGCCGGCUGGUUCGAGGGUCUCGCGAGGGGCGAGGGCGAGGUGGUCGAUCCCUUUCUCGGGCAGUUGCUGGGACGGCUGGCCAGGGGCGUCGUGGAAAUGGCUGAUGAGUUUUUUACGCCCAAGUAG
Messenger RNA from Fonsecaea nubica, 930 nucleotides. RefSeq lists its product as hypothetical. NCBI's taxonomy places the organism in Eukaryota, Fungi, Ascomycota, Eurotiomycetes, Chaetothyriales, Herpotrichiellaceae. The record is from RefSeq and is a predicted model, not a curated record. The coding region runs from base 1 to 930 and encodes 309 amino acids. The transcript has a single exon.